Messenger RNA from Eremothecium sinecaudum, 1113 nucleotides. RefSeq names its product Arc40p (gene ARC40). Gene Ontology annotation, cellular component: actin cytoskeleton; Arp2/3 protein complex. Gene Ontology annotation, molecular function: actin filament binding. The transcript has a single exon. The record is from RefSeq and is a predicted model, not a curated record. Lineage: Eukaryota; Fungi; Ascomycota; Saccharomycetes; Saccharomycetales; Saccharomycetaceae. Bases 1 to 1113 code for a protein of 370 amino acids. Gene Ontology annotation, biological process: Arp2/3 complex-mediated actin nucleation.
AUGUCUAGUAUCAACGCGCAGUUUAAAUUGGUCAAAGGGCCAAUCUACUCGCAUUGUUUCAAUGCUGAUCGUAGUGCGCUAGCCAUCACUUAUGAAAAUAAUUGCUACAUUUAUAGCUUAGGAGCUGGUCAACCUAGACUAGUUGCUAAAUUGAGUGAUCAUGAUAAAACAGUUACGGCAGUCGACAUUUCUAUCCACGGUCGGAUUGUUACUUGUUCCCAAGAUCGUAAUGCGAUUGUUUGGGAACCGUUGUCAGAUGGCUCUUAUAAGCCUACUUUGGUUUUACUUAGAAUCAAUAGGUCUGCUACAUGUGCAAAGUGGGCUCCUAAUGGUUAUAAAUUUGCUGUGGGUUCAUCAGCGAGAAUUAUUGCUGUUUGUUAUUAUGAACAAGAAAACGAUUGGUGGGUCUCUAAACAUAUCAAAAAACCCAUAAGAUCUACAGUUAAUACUCUUUCCUGGCACGAUAACGGAGUUUUGUUGGCAUCUGGUGGCUCUGAUGGUUAUGUACGUGUUUUCUCUGGGUUUGUUAAGGGAUUGGAUAACAAAGAUCAGGUUGCGGGCUCACCAUGGGGCGAUAAGUUCCCUUUCGGGGCUUUAGUACGAGAAUGGCGCCAAGGCUCGUGGAUUCAUGACCUUAAGUGGCGUUCACGUACGGAGCAGUUGGCUUACGUUGCUCAUGAUGGCACUAUGGGUGUUGUAGACUAUACCGGUGCUUUGAAAUCGGUAGAAAAUCCAGAAGGUUUGCCUUUCAAAGCCUUACUAUGGAUUGAUGAUAAUUCAAUCCUAUGUGGCGGUUACUCCUGUCAUCCAGUUGUCUUUGCAUACAACGGAUCUUCUUGGCAAUUCGCAAGACAUUUGGAUAAAUCAGGCGCUAACGCUCCAUCCGCCGACCUCAUGGCUGGCUCUGAUGAAGAAGAGGGGGACUCGUUUGGCAUUUCUGCAUUGAAGAAAUUCAAGGAAUUGGACUUGAAGGGUAAGGUUAGUGCUCUGCAGGAAAGAUCUACUCACGAAAAUGCUAUCACGCAACUAUUGCCCUUUGCACUAAACGCAGGAAAAAUAUCACUUGUAUCUUCUUCAGGCUUGGACGGUAAAGUUGUUAUUUAUAAAAUAUAA